Schistosoma bovis is the source of this 381-nucleotide messenger RNA. NCBI's taxonomy places the organism in Eukaryota, Metazoa, Platyhelminthes, Trematoda, Strigeidida, Schistosomatidae. The record is from the annotation of a GenBank genome assembly.
AUGUGGUCUUUAGUGCAACAUGGAUUGAUGCCGGAAAUCGGUUUAUGUUCAGCAAACAAAAUAACCUUUGCUUUUAUGGAUAUAAAACGUCUUACUGGUGAAGAUAAGCUCAAACUCAGCCGUACUUACUUCUUUGCUGGAAUCGGAUUUCUUCCUUUCCUCUGGUGGAUUAACGUUUUUUGUUUUCUAAAGGAGUUGUCUGCCCCACAGACAUAUCCAGAGUCUAAGCUGAUUAGGAAAUACGUCACUUUCAGUUUAAUUGGAGCAUUGUCUUGGACAGUUGUCUUUGCCGUUUGGAUUAUUACUUUCCUAAAUUUCCGUGUUAGUUGGGGUGAAUUGGGGGAUCGUUUGUCGUUUAACAUACCACCUGGCAGAUUAUAA